Yamadazyma tenuis ATCC 10573 is the source of this 2484-nucleotide messenger RNA. The record is from RefSeq and is a predicted model, not a curated record. Lineage: Eukaryota; Fungi; Ascomycota; Pichiomycetes; Serinales; Debaryomycetaceae.
AUGGCUAGAGGACCAAAGAAGCAUUUGAAGAGAUUAGCAGCUCCAUCCCACUGGAUGUUGGACAAAUUGUCCGGAACCUACGCCCCAAGACCUUCCGCCGGUCCCCACAAGUUGAGAGAAUCCUUGCCAUUGGUUGUUUUUUUGAGAAACAGAUUGAAGUAUGCCUUAAACGGUAGAGAAACCAAGGCCAUCUUGAUGCAACAACACGUCAAGGUCGACGGUAAGGUUAGAACCGACGCCACCUUCCCCGCCGGUUUCAUGGAUGUUAUCUCCUUGGAAGCCACCAACGAAAACUUCAGAUUGAUCUAUGACACCAAGGGUAGAUUUGCUGUUCACAGAAUCACCAACGAAGAAGCUUCUUACAAGUUGGGUAAGGUCAAGAAGGUCCAAUUGGGUAAGAGAGGUAUUCCAUACGCCGUCACCCACGACGGUAGAACCAUCAGAUACCCAGACCCAGCCAUCAAGGCCAACGAUACCGUUAAGAUUGACUUGGAAACCGGAAAAAUCACCGAUUUCAUCAAGUUUGACACCGGUAGAUUGGUCAUGGUUACUGGUGGUCGUAACUUGGGUAGAGUGGGUGUAAUUGUCCACAGAGAAAGACAUGAAGGAGGAUUCGACUUGGUUCACAUCAAGGAUUCUUUGGAAAACACUUUCGUCACCAGAUUGUCCAACGUUUUUGUCAUUGGUACCGAGGCCGGUAAGCCAUACGUGUCUUUGCCAAAGGGUAAGGGUAUCAAGUUGUCUAUUUCUGAAGAAAGAGACAGAAGAAGAGCCCAGAGCGUCCAGCGGCAACAAAAAAUCCCAGAGAAUACUACCACCGCUUUUUCCCCCAUCCGAGACAUUCGUUGGGGAGAUAUUAACUUCCUCCACACCACCGACACCCAUGGCUGGUACUCGGGUCAUUUAAAUCAAAAACAGUAUAACGCCAAUUGGGGGGACUUUGUGUCUUUCUCGAUCCAGAUGAAGAAAAAGGCACAUGAAAACAACCAGGAUUUGCUCCUAAUUGAUACCGGUGACAAGCACGACGGCAAUGGUCUUGGAGAUGUCACUGUUCCUAAUGGAGCCAAGUCAUUACCUAUAUUCACAAAACAGGACUACGAUCUCAUUACUAUUGGAAACCACGAAUUGUACGAAUGGGAGAACUCGGAAUCAGAAUAUGACUUUGUGGUUCAACGGUACAAAGACGCAUACAUUCUGACUAAUGUUGAAAUUCUCGUCAAUGGCUCGUUCCACAGUUUUGGGACCAAGUACAGAUAUUUCGAGACUCCAAUCAACCAGUAUAAGAUUUUGCUGUUUGGAUUCUUGUUUGACUUUAACAGAAACAACGACAAGACUAAAGUGACACCCAUUUCAGAGGUUCUUCAACAGGACUGGUUCUUGGACAUCUUGAAACUGCAUCCUUCACCUUCGGUGGAUUAUAUUGUUGUGAUCGGACACAUUCCUAUCACCCACGAGUGGACAGAGUUGGACCUUUUGCAUAAGGUUCUCAGAAAACAUUACCCAGAAACGGUGAUUCAGUACUUUGGUGGCCACAGUCAUAUUCGAGAUUUUGUGGUGUACGAUGAAAACCUGACUUCGCUUGAGAGUGGGAGGUUCUGUGAGACGGUUGGGUGGUUAAGCAUCGAUAGAACUCGUCUGGGGUUGAAUCAGUUUUUCCGAAGUUAUUUGGAUUUCAACCUCGACUCGUUCAAACACCACUUAAACUCUUCUGAGCUUUCCACCAAGAAGGGCAACGACAUUAAAGAUUUGAUUGUGAAGACCCGGGAGGAGUUGAAUUUAAAUGAGUACCUUGGCCAUGUAUCUUCAAACUACUACAUGGACUAUGUACCCAUUACUCACCCUCAUAGUAUUUUCAAAUUGUUGACAGACAAAGUGUUACCAUCGUUAGAGGUCAAUGGAGCAGAAGAGAGAGCCAUUAUUAUCAACACAGGAUCCGUUAGAUAUGAUUUAUACAAGGGGAACUUCACCAUCGACACCAAGUAUAGUAUUUCUCCCUUCAAGAAUGACUGGGUUAAGCUAAACUUGCCUAAAUCCAUUGCAUUGCAAGUAUCCAAGCAAUUGAACCGCAAAACCUACAUCAAUUUACUUCCUACCAGUCAGUUUUCAUACAUGACAAGAAACAAGUGGAAUUUUUUGGCGACCAUGAGUCCAAAGUUGGGAUCUUUACAGCAGGUAUUCAGAAGUCCAAGUACUUUGAAGCUCUCCAAAGGGUAUGUGACUCACGAUGAUUUUGGGACGGAUGGAGAUGAUAACAUCCACAAACCCACAAUCAACUUUCCGGUGCCAAAUGUGGUUGAAGCGGUGCAAAUAAAUGAUAGGAAGGAAACCAAUAUCGACUUGGUGUUCUACAACUUUCUUGCGAAGAAUGUGCUUCAGGUGGUUAAGGAUCUUACGGGGAGUGAUUAUUCGGGGGAGGUACAGUUUUACUCGAGGAAGUAUUUGGGUGAGUUGUUGGGGGAGUACGUACAACAAAAUUCUGUGUAG